Molecule: messenger RNA, 254 nt
Organism: Dentiscutata heterogama
Lineage: Eukaryota; Fungi; Glomeromycota; Glomeromycetes; Diversisporales; Gigasporaceae
Source: the annotation of a GenBank genome assembly
AAGGAAAUCUGCAAAAAGCUCUUCCGAGGAGAAUGCCUGAAGUAUACGGUCAUUAUUCCAUAUGGUGUAAGUGUUUGGGUAAGUUGGAGGUAAAUGCAUUGCUAUAUGAUUUUUUGGCUAGAAGGGAUUCGACUGUGGCAUUGGAUUGUAUAUCCAUGUUCUCGGGGUUGAGGUCUGCUGAGUUGUUUUGGGGUUCGUCUGGGGUACCUUCUGGGGUCAAAGAGGCUACCAGAUUGUUAAGGGGGCUCGCCUAG